This is a messenger RNA of Xiphophorus hellerii (green swordtail), 1401 nucleotides long. RefSeq lists its product as uncharacterized. The transcript is spliced from 3 exons. The coding region runs from base 145 to 1314 and encodes 389 amino acids. The record is from RefSeq and is a predicted model, not a curated record. NCBI's taxonomy places the organism in Eukaryota, Metazoa, Chordata, Actinopteri, Cyprinodontiformes, Poeciliidae.
AUUAACGAAAACACAACAACAUUAACGAAAACACAACGGAAAAGGUAUGUCCCAGUGGGAGACCUAAGAAAUCGCUGAUUGGACUACAGCUCGUUUUACUUUUGAACCGGAAGUUAUUCUGGCUACAACGUGUUUUUUAAUAACAUGAAUGUUCUCGGUGAUCCAAACCUUACUACUGCUAUUCGAGAGUCUUUUGACUCAGGACAUACAUAUGAGGUGAUACUGGACAUGCUUCGGACUAACCACAAAGUGUCAGUUAGUAUGCGUUCACUAAAGACUUAUUUAAAAGAAGCGGGGCUACAUAGAAGAGGCAACUACUCUCCACUUCGGGAAGUGAGGCGUGCCAUUACGGCCGAGCUGAGAGGACCAGGGCAAUUAUUUGGCUAUCGGACCAUGUGGCAAGUUCUCAAACAAAAACACAACCUGUGUGUCAAACGUGAUGUUGUAAUGAGACUGCUGAGGCAGCUGAACCCUCAAGGCAUCGCUCUGAGGACUCGCAGGAGAUUUACAAGGCGCACCUAUCACUCUAUGGGGCCCAAUUACAUAUGGCAUGUAGACGGCUACGACAAACUGAAGCCAUUCGGCUUGGCCGUCUCAGGAUGCAUUGAUGGAUUUUCGAGAAGAAUGAUGUGGCUUGUUUGUGGGGCAACAAACAACAAUCCUUCUGUCAUUGCCCAGCAUUAUAUAAACUGUGUCAAGAGUCUUGGAGUGAUACCAAUGAGACUACGAACAGACCUCGGCACAGAGAACGGGACUGUGGCAGCAAUACAGUGUACCCUCCGCCAUGCGCAUACGGAUUAUUAUGCUGGGUCAUCAAGCCACAGUUACGGAUCAUCCACAGGGAAUCAACGCAUCGAGUCAUGGUGGUCUUUUUUCAGAAGAGGAAGGUCUCAGUUUUGGAUGGACUUGUUUGGAGAUUUAAGAGACUCCGGAAACUUCAACGGAAGUGUUGAGCACCAGUGCUUGCUCAGAUUCUGCUUCACCAGAGUUCUGCAGAAAGACCUGGAUGAAUGCAAAAAUCUCUGGAAUAACCACAGGAUCCGGCCAAGCAGACUUGCAUCAUGUCCUGGGGGGAUUCCAAACGAACUCUAUCUCUUGCCUCACAGAUAUGGUUCAAGAGAUUGUGGAUUUCCUGUUGAGGACAGUGAUCUGGAUGUUUUCCCAGAAGCAAGUCAGGUGACAGAGUUGUGUGGUGAUAAAGACAUCGAGGAAUACCUACAGCAAGUCAUGCAACAACAUGGACAACAGCAGUCACAAAACUGGGAGUCAGCUAUGGAACUGUAUUUAUUCCUCAAACACAUAGCAAGGCUGUAGACACAAACAACCUGAAUAAAUUUUUUUUAUAUAUUUUGUGUCCUGUUCAUUUUACUCAAAUGAAAACUCAUUGUUAUGGUAAGAACA